ACUUACACAUGUAUUCACAAAUGUGUGCAAACUAAACCCCCAUUUUCAACACAAACUGUUAGACAGGACCAGGGGUGGACUGACAACUCAUGGGGCCCCCGGGCAAUAAGGGAUCAUGGAGCCCCUGUGUCCUUGCCCAAAUUCAAAAAAGCCUAUGAAAAAGGUACCAGGGGGCAUUUCAUGGGGCCCCCUACUGACCCCAGGCCCUCGGGCAGUGCCCAAGUGUUCGAAUGGUCAGUCCGCCCCUGCGUACUACUA
This is a messenger RNA of Staurois parvus, 258 nucleotides long. NCBI's taxonomy places the organism in Eukaryota, Metazoa, Chordata, Amphibia, Anura, Ranidae. The record is from the annotation of a GenBank genome assembly.